Myxocyprinus asiaticus (Chinese sucker) is the source of this 3834-nucleotide messenger RNA. RefSeq names its product twist3 (gene twist3). The transcript is spliced from 5 exons. Bases 283 to 900 code for a protein of 205 amino acids. Gene Ontology annotation, biological process: regulation of transcription by RNA polymerase II; developmental process. NCBI's taxonomy places the organism in Eukaryota, Metazoa, Chordata, Actinopteri, Cypriniformes, Catostomidae. The record is from RefSeq and is a predicted model, not a curated record. Gene Ontology annotation, molecular function: DNA-binding transcription factor activity, RNA polymerase II-specific; RNA polymerase II transcription regulatory region sequence-specific DNA binding; protein dimerization activity.
GUCCUUGACAGACAUAUAGUGAUUUGAGAUUUCAAGAGCACAGCUGACCUAGACAUACUUCAGAGACAAAGGAAGACUCCGAAACAGGAAGUUUAUGGACCCAGAUGAACGGAUAAAUCACCUUCUUGAGUUCGAAAAAGUCACUUUAAAUUCUCAUUUUUUUCUUGAUUUGUUUUUGUUAGCCUGUAAAAUUGUUCUCAGUCAAAGCCAAAGAAAGGUGUCACAAACAUCAAGGUCAACUGCCGAAGUACGGGAUUGACAAGUGAAGGACGACUGACUGCCAUGCGAGAGGAACAGUCUUGUGGUGAUUUUCCCGAGGGUGGAGUCCUACCCUGUGAAGAGGAGCAAGAACGUUGGCCCAACAAGUGCCCUGUCGUUGUUGCACCACCAACGGGUGCUCGAAAGCGGAUAACAGGUCCCAAAAAAGAGCCUGGAGGGCCACUACCACAUGAGGAUAAACCUUCUCCUGAGGGCCCGUCCACACUCGCUCCCUGUGGCCCCAAGCGACCCAAGAGAAGCUCUCCAUCUUCUUCAUCAACAUCAUCCUCUUCGUUAGUGCCCACUGCGAGUGCAGUGUCACCUCUACCCGGUCAACCUUUCGAAGACCUGCAUACGCAACGAGUUAUCGCCAACGUCCGAGAACGCCAGCGCACACAGUCCCUAAAUGACGCUUUCGCCUCGCUGCGGAAGAUAAUUCCCACUUUGCCCUCGGACAAAUUAAGCAAGAUCCAGAUCCUAAAACUGGCUUCACGAUACAUCGACUUCCUCUACCAGGUGCUUCAAAGCGAUGAGAUGGACGCCAAGCUGGCCAGCUGUAACUACCUGGCCCACGAGAGGCUGAGCUACGCCUUCUCCGUAUGGAGGAUGGAAGGCGCUUGGUCCAUGUCCGCUACCCACUAGAUGUCUACCAGUUCCUAACCCUAUACCUACCAACCCUCCGACCAGCCUCUGAACUCUGAACCUGCAUUCUUCCAGAGAGAAACUGACUCUGAAUUUUAAAGUCUAUCGCUGCCUCUCUACUAGCCACAGCCUAAUUUCAACAGCUCUUUGACCCUUGCUGCCAUGACCUGACCCUGCUUAAAGCUGAUCUCUGCCCUUCCAACACUGAUAUUUUCUCUUUUUCUCAGCACAACCCUCUACAGAUCUCUUCCAGAAAAUGCAAGUGACCAACUCAAGAGGUAUCCAACCCACCCGGGGUAUGAUACAUUGUCUGCUAUGAUAACAGCAUAUGCCUGCCUAAAGCUAUCAGAUUAUGUUUACAGUUAAAAAGCAGCUACACUCUGUCUUCCAGCUGUGUUCUGUGAGGAUACUUCUCUCCACUUCUCCACUAAGCACACAGAUGAUGUUGGACCCCAAAACCUCAUUACCUGCAGAGAGGGGCUGCCACUCAAAUACACUAAAAUACACAGUGAUGGAUGGUGAAGACAUCAUAGAGGAUUGUGCAGAUAUUCUAGUGAAGACUUCAGUUUAGUUUAGCCUUCAUUACAUCUAUUUUGUGUUUUAAUAGGACGUUGUUCUUCCUUGAACGAUUGGUUGUCAGUAUGGAAGAAAAACACUAUCUAUAUAAAAGAUAAAAGAAUGUACACGUUUCUAUCCCAGUCUUAAUGUGUGGAGCAAUAUAUGGGUUUGCUAUUUCAUUUGCAUAUGCAUUUAUUAACUCUGUCACAUUGUGUAUUUGUUGAUGUAUUUAUUAAUGAUUUAUGCAGUUUGGAUUAUUUAAUCACAAUAAUUAGUGUAUUUAACCAAUGAUUGCUGUAAAAGCAUUGUUAUUUUAUCUACAAUUUUUCAUUUAAAUAGAAAAUAAAAGUCCUUUUUGACACACAUGCCUUGCUUUUAUUAAUGUGUUUGUUUGUUUGUUUGUUUGAUUAUAUUUAAUGUAAAACCAUAAUUAAGGCUAUAAUAUUUUAUAGGAGCAGAUAUAUAGAGGGGAAGAAAAAAACCUCAUUGCAUCAAAAAGGUUCUUUAUAGCACUUUUGAGGUUCUAAAUGGCACUUUCAAAGAAGGUUCUUUAUGGAACCCUUAAAAAGGGUUCUAUUUAGCACCAAAAAGCCGAAGAACCCUUAUUUGGUAUUAUUUAGAACCAUUUUUCUUAAGAGUGUAGCGCGACAUUAUAAAAUUUGAAGGCCUUAUCUAAAAAUACAGUAAAAGGUUACAGAAAUUUAUCUUUUGAGGUUCCUGGAGAUGGUGGGGGAUUUUAAUACAAGUUAAGCUCAAUCAACAGCAUUUUUGGCAUAAUGUUGAUUACAACAAAAAAUAAUAAUUUCGGCUCGUUUCUCAUUUAAUUGAAUAAAGCGGUUAUAGUAAGGCACUGGAAGUGAAUGGGGCUAGUCCAUAAACAUUAAAAUACACAUAGUUUCAAAAGUAUAGCUACAAGAUCUAAACAUUUUUUUAUUUUUUUACAUGAUUUUAGUGAAAAUCGCUUACUAACCUCAUCUGUGAAAAGUUAUAUCCAAUACCAGAGUUUCAUUGUCAUGGCAGCAUAGUUGUAAUAUUGGAUAUAACUUUACCUGGUAAUGCUAAUAAGGCUAGUAAGAGAUUUUAUCACACUAAAAUCAUGUAACACAUAUAAUGUUUACAUUUUGUGGCCAUACUUUUGAAGUAAGGUGUAUUUCAUUGUUUAGGGAUGGCCCCAUCCAUUGUAAGUUACAUACUGUAACUGCAAUUUUCUUUUUUCUUUUUUUCUUCUUUUUUUUUUUUCUUUUUUUUACCAAUAUGCAAUUGUUACCAUUUUUUGAUUCAAUCAAAAGGGCAUUUUCAUGUAACAAUAAACAAUUUAAUUCCUUACAGGUUUGGUUGGAAUGUGUAAAAGUAUGUAUGUUUAUGAAAGCAAUGUAACUACGACCCUUUGUAAGAAUUUAUUUUAGGUUGUGGUUCGAUUUGGACUAGUCAUAUCCACCACAUGCUGUAUAACUUCAGCAUUGUCCUUAAUUUAUAAGAGAUGACUAAAUGUGUUUGCGGGUGCUCAUGGAAUGAUUUGUUCAUUUUAGGCUGCGAUGACAUGUAAAUUCCAGCAGGGUGACUGGGCAAUUUAAAUAAGGAUAUAAAGAAGAAGAAGAAGCAGAAGAAAAAACAAAACAAAAAACAACAAAAAACAACAACUAAUCAAAUUGCACCAAUCCAAGCAUUAACUACUUCUUUAUACCUUAAUUCACUUCCUUCCUCUUUUGGCUUGUCAUAAGGUUUUUUACAACCUCUUCAAUGCUUAAUAUUACCUCAUACUUUUCUUUGUCUCUUUUUACGUACACAACUGGAUUGUAUGACAUUAAUAAAGACACAUUAUGCCUGCAAGCCCUACUACAGUACAUAAAGUGGGGUCCAAAAAUCUGAGACCACUAGUGAAAUACUUUUAGUUUUCAUUUGCCAUAAUUAAUACAAAAUAUUUGAUAUUUUCAGUAUCACAAUUUGAGUGAAAAUUAAAAUGAAUUUCAGAAUUUCUUAGUAUGUGGUAUGUCCAUGUCAUGUACUUGAACUGGACAAGUACAUAGUACAAAAAGUACCAAAAAAUAAAAUAAAUAAAUAAAAAAGACAAUGAAAUCUGACCCCAAGGAAUAAACAUGUCAUAAAAUUUGACUUCUAUAUUUUUAAAAUAGUGUAGAAUAUUGAAUAUUUCCUACUUAAUUUUACAGCAUAACAAUUGUCUUACAUAUGUCACAAUUCAUAAAUUAUGUUGAUGUUCAGGUUUAAAUUAGGGUUUGAAUGCAAACUUUUAUACUACACUGUACUGAAUAUAUUGUAAAAUCCAUACAAAUUACCACCAAUUACUAUAACUGUGAAUAGUGUUUUUGAAGAAAUUUUGAUUUUAAAGACACAUUUUAACCACUUCUGCCUCUUCUG